AUGCCACCAAUACGCUCUCAAAAAUCUCAAAAAUUGGUACAGCAAGAGGGGCCCCUCUUAUUAGCUAUCAAAGCUAUAAAGGAUGGUCAAUAUGCGUCUGCCGCUGCUGCUGCACGUGCUUUUAACGUGCCAGUUUCUACCUUGAAGCACAGGAUCAAAGGGCGACAAUUCUGGAAUGAAUCUCGCCCCUCCGGCCAUAAAUUUACAGUGUUGGAGGAAAAGUCCAUGGAAAAUUGGCUGCUGUCUAUGGACUCUCGAGGAGCGGCUCUCACGCAUGCUAUGUUGAGCGAUAUGGCCAAUUUGUUGCUCCGAUCGCGUGAACUGACACCCUCCGAUCCCGCUCCAAAAAGACAUGAAACUCUCUCGUCUCGCCUUUCUCGUAAAUACAACUAUGAGAGAGCCCUUUCUGAGGACCCGCGGGUGAUCGGAUCCUGGUUUUACCUUGUUGAAACCACAAUCCAAAAAUAUGGUAUUACAUCUGAUGAUAUCUAUAAUUUUGAUGAGUCUGGCUUUGCAAUGGGAAUCAAUUCGACUCAAAGAGUCAUCACCUCAGCUGAAUAUCAUGGUAGAAGAGGCGUUUUACAGCCUGGGAAUCGAGAAUGGGUCACUGUGAUUGAGUGUAUAGGUGCUAAAGGUGUUGCGCUUCCGCCAUAUCUCAUCUUCAAAGGAAAGGACUUUUUAGAGCGCUGGCUCUCAAAACCACCGCUUUGGAGUCUGAAUAAAAGCGUGAAUGGAUGGACAAGUGAUGAGAUUGGUAUCGAUUGGCUCAAAAAGCACUUUUUAUCCUAUCUUCCUAAACGGAAAGGGAAGUAUGUGUUGUUGAUAUUGGAUGGACAUUCAUCUCAUUUGACACCUACAUUCGACAAAAUAUGUGAAGAGAAUGACAUUAUCUCGCUUUGUAUGCCUGCUCAUGCCUCUCAUCUUCUGCAGCCUGUUGAUGUUGGGUGUUUCUCAGUCUUGAAAAGAGUAUAUAGAGCGCUUGUCAUGGAAGAGAUGCGUCUAAGACUUUCCUCUUAA
Molecule: messenger RNA, 1017 nt
Organism: Penicillium pulvis
Lineage: Eukaryota; Fungi; Ascomycota; Eurotiomycetes; Eurotiales; Aspergillaceae
Exons: 2
Coding region: 1-1017 (338 amino acids)
Cellular component (GO): nucleus
Molecular function (GO): DNA binding
Source: RefSeq, a predicted model, not a curated record